AUGACAUUUGCAUCAAAAAACCAGUUUAGAGAAGUUGUGCAGAAUUAUGCCUUCAAUAAUGGCAAAGAAAUUAAAACACUAAAAAAUGACAAGGCUAGGGUCAUUGUUAAGUGUACACAGGAGGGUUGCCCAUGCAGAAUAGGACUGAGGAAAGUAGUUAACUCACAUUGCAGAAUAGGACUGAGGAAAGUAGUUAACUCACAGUCAUGGAGGAUUUUAAACAUGAAAGAUGAACAUGAAGGGUGUUCUUGGGUUUGGGAGAAUCGAAUGGUGAAAUCUACUGUUGUUGCUAAGAGGUGGGCAACUGAAUUAAAAGACCACCCAGAUUGGAUGAUGAAGAAGUUCAAGGAUAAGGUGUGCAAUAAGGAGGGAUUUUAUGUCAUUGAUGAACAAGCUUAUAGGCAAAUUUGGAAGGCAAGGAAGCUAAGAGUUUGCAAUGAGGAAGACAAUUUCAAAAGGAUAUGGAGUUAUUGUGUAGAAAUUUCAAGAACAAACCCUAGGAUAACAUGUGUUGUGAAGCUAAGUGACUUGGUUGAUCAAAGUGACCAUGAAAGAUAUCUCAGAAUGUAUGUUUGUUGGGAAGCUUGCAAGCAGGGAUUUAAGAACUGUAGAGGUCUGAUAGGUGUAGAUGGUUGUCAGCUUAGAGGUGCCACUGGUGGGAUGUUAUUGACUACUAUUAGUAUAGAUACAAAUGACAGUCUAUUCCCAAUAGCAUAUGUUAUUGUGGAAUGA
Ipomoea triloba (trilobed morning glory) is the source of this 732-nucleotide messenger RNA. RefSeq lists its product as uncharacterized. The transcript has a single exon. The record is from RefSeq and is a predicted model, not a curated record. The coding region runs from base 1 to 732 and encodes 243 amino acids. NCBI's taxonomy places the organism in Eukaryota, Viridiplantae, Streptophyta, Magnoliopsida, Solanales, Convolvulaceae.